AUUAAACACCAAAAACAUUUCACAAAAACUCCAAAAAGAGUGAAAAACCACUACAUUUUCAUCUUCCAUAUCAUCACCAAAUCCAUAUCUAUAUCUAUAUAGUCUAUACAUAUACAUUCAUUCAUUGAAUAUACAAAUACAUUUUCAUCCUCCAAAACUUAAUCACCAUGGAUUUACACAUCUAUGGUGCAUUAAACAUCAUUAUAACAAUAAUAUUUCUACUAUCACCAAAAAAUGUAUACUCAUUCCAUGAACAACAAAACAACAACAUCAUCAAACAAACCACAAAACAAAUCAACUCAAAUUCAGUUCUUGUCGCCUUGUUAGAUUCACACUACACCGAACUAUCAGAGCUAAUUGAAAAAGCACUUCUGUUACAAACAUUAGAACAAGCCGUUUCUCGAAAUAAUAUUACAAUAUUUGCACCAGAUAAUAUAGUACUUCAACAACACAUUGACCCGGAAUUCAAGCGGUUUUUACUAGAACCACGAAACUUGAAGUCUUUGCAAAAUCUAUUGCUUUAUCAUAUUGUGCCGACCCGAGUUGGGUCUUUGGAUUGGCCUAUUGAUAUUGUUAAUGUGAACCAAAAAACGUUAAACCAAGUGGAUGAUCAUUUACCUUUGACCCGAACAAAAUCGGGUCAAAAAGUUGUCGGUGGGUUAGCUAGAGUAACCCGUCCGGAUGACGUCAUUCGCCCGGACGGGUUAAUUCAUGGGAUAGAAAGGUUGUUAGUACCCCGUUCGGUUCAAGAAGAGUUUAACCGAAGAAGGAGCUUGAGUUCAAUAUCCGCGGUUUUGCCGGAAGGAGCACCAGUGGUGGAUCCAAGGACCCACCGCUUGAAAAAACCAGCUAGCGUUACACCAGCUGGUUCUCCACCGGUGCUCCCUAUUUAUGACGCGAUGGCACCGGGUCCAUCGCUGGCGCCCGCGCCAGCUCCAGGACCCGGUGGCGCUCGUCGUCAUUUUGAUGGGGAGAGUCAGGUUAAAGAUUUUAUUCAGACAUUAGUUAUGUAUGGCGGGUAUAAUGAGUUGGCUGAUAUUUUAGUGAAUUUAACAUCAUUAGCAACUGAAAUGGGGAAAUUGGUAUCAGAAGGAUAUGUUUUAACUGUGUUGGCACCAAAUGAUGAAGCCAUGGCUAAGUUGACUACUGAACAAUUGAGUGACCCGGGUGCGCCUGAACAAAUAAUGUAUUAUCAUAUAAUACCUGAAUAUCAAACCGAAGAAAGUAUGUAUAAUUCUGUUAGGCGGUUUGGUAAGGUGAAAUACGAUACGCUUCGUCUGCCGCAUAAGGUUGCAGCAGAGGAAGCGGAUGGGUCGGUUAAGUUCGGUUUUGGAGAAGAGUCUGCGUAUUUGUUUGACCCGGAUAUUUACACCGAUGGACGGAUAUCGGUGCAAGGGAUUGAUGGAGUUUUGUUUCCGGUGACAGAAUCACCGGAAACAGAUCAGAGUAAGGUGGCACCGACAACGGCGCCACCGAAGCUUGUCUCCAAGCAGCGAAGAGGGAAAUUAAUGGAAGUGGGCUGUACAAUUGCUGGAGCAUUUGGACAUAGUUGUUGAUUAUUCAAUUUUAUAUCCUUUCAAAGUAUAAAUAUAGAAAAAUGAAAAGGGAGAAAAAGACAUCAAACACAGAGAUGGACAGAAAGUGUUAAUUAGGAAUAUUCUGUCCAAAUACCACAGAUUAAAGGAAAGUGGACGGUGCAGGUUCAUUUCCCCAAAGAUGAACAAAGUUUGCUAUUUCUUGUUUGUUGAUAUACAUAAUUUUUUAAUUUUUUUAUUAUAAAUAUUAUCCAUACUGUAAUUAAGGCUCACUAUAUAAAUGAUUUUUUGAUGUAUUUAUUUUUGUUUUUGUAUAAAAAUACCAUCUUCCACUCUC
This is a messenger RNA of Erigeron canadensis, 1872 nucleotides long. Its product is annotated as fasciclin-like arabinogalactan protein 16. The coding region runs from base 168 to 1556 and encodes 462 amino acids. The record is from RefSeq and is a predicted model, not a curated record. The transcript has 3 exons. NCBI's taxonomy places the organism in Eukaryota, Viridiplantae, Streptophyta, Magnoliopsida, Asterales, Asteraceae.